AUGGAAUAUAAAAGACCUCUUAUUGACAAAGACGAAGAAGAAGAAGAUAUAGAGUUGGCUGCAAAACGCGUGACUGCAUAUGAUGCAUCACUAGAAUGCAAAUCUGAAUCAGAGAAUGCAAAUAAUAUUAGACAAUCGACUCGUCCACAAACAGGAUCAUCUUUAUCUCAUCGGAAAGCAAUAUUGAUUUUAAUUAUCAUUGUCGUUCUUAGCCUGUUAACUAUCAUCAGUAUCACAAUAUGGGUUAUUUUCAUUAAAAAGGCCGAAACAACAAUAAAUGUAUCAAAAAUCAACAAAUGGAAAGAAAAUGCCAUUACUGUGGCUGGUGAAAUUGAAGGAGGACAGAAAUUAAACCAACUCGAUCACCCUUGUGGAUUCUUCAUUGAUAAAGACAAAAAUAUUUUCAUUGCUGAUCGUUGGAAUCAUCGUAUUGUAGAAUGGAAGUAUAGUGCAAAAAAAGGACAAAUCAUUGCAGGUGGAAAUGAAGAAGGAGAUCGAAUAGAUCAAUUGAGCAGUCCAACAGAUGUGAUUGUUGAUCAACAAAAUCAUUCGACCAUCAUUGCUGAUUAUGGAAACAAACGAGUGAUUCAAUGGAUCAACCAAAAUCAACAAAUUCUCAUUCACAAUAUUCACUGUUGGGGCUUGGCAAUGGAUAAUUAUGGAUUUCUUUAUGUUUCUGAUGAGAAGAAUGAAGUGAGACGAUGGAAAAUAGGAGAAUACAACAACGAAGGAGUUAUAGUGGCAGGAGGAAAUGGUGAAGGAAAUCAACUCAAUCAAUUCAUUUCUCCUGGUUUUAUCUUUGUUGAUGAACAUCAAUCUGUUUAUGUAUCAGAUAGAGAGAAUCAUCGCGUGAUGAAAUGGAAAAAAUAUGCGACAAAAGGAAUAGUUGUAGCUGGAGGAAAUGGUCAAGGAGGAAAUCUCAAUCAAUUGUCUAAACCUCGAGGUGUAAUUGUUGAUGAUUUGGGUCAAAUCUAUGUGGUAGAUUGGAGGAAUCAUCGAGUAAUGCGCUGGUGUGAAGGAGAUAAGGAAGGUGAAAUUGUUGUUGGCGGAAAUGGUAUAGGAAAUCAAUCAAAUCAAUUGAGUUAUCCCACAGGUUUAUCUUUCGAUGAUGAAGGAAAUCUUUAUGCGGCUGAUUAUCGGAAUCAUCGAGUUGAGAAAUUUGAAAUAAUUUUGUGA
Molecule: messenger RNA, 1176 nt
Organism: Adineta steineri
Lineage: Eukaryota; Metazoa; Rotifera; Eurotatoria; Adinetida; Adinetidae
Source: the annotation of a GenBank genome assembly